Messenger RNA from Hyaloscypha bicolor E, 990 nucleotides. RefSeq lists its product as uncharacterized. Bases 1 to 990 code for a protein of 329 amino acids. Lineage: Eukaryota; Fungi; Ascomycota; Leotiomycetes; Helotiales; Hyaloscyphaceae. The transcript is spliced from 3 exons. The record is from RefSeq and is a predicted model, not a curated record.
AUGCCAGGCGUCAUCGAAAACUCGGAUUUUACCCUCACCGAGGAACAGAAGGCUCAUUUCCUCGAGCAUGGCUACGUGAAAGUUCCCCAAUGCUUUACUCGAGAGCAAGCGACAGAGUUCACAGCCAAGAUGUGGGCGAGACUCGGCAUGGAUCCGGACGACAAGAGCACUUGGACGGUGGAAAAACAUAACAUGCCCUGGCACCAUCACGUUCCCGUCGAAGAGUUUUCUCCUAAGGCGUUGUCUGCCAUGUGUCAGCUUCUUGGUGGAGAAGACAGGAUUUCAGAUGAAAUUUUCUGGGGAGAUGGAUUUAUCGUUAAUUUGGGUGCGCCGGAAUAUAAGCCCGAAGAUGAACUGAAUUUGAGAAAUUUGGAGAAUUGGCACAAUGAUGGAGACUUCUUCAUACAUUUUCUAGACAGUCCCGAGCAGGCAUUGCUGGUCAUCCCUCUGUGGAGUGACAUUGAAACAAAAGGUGGCGGGACUGCAGUGUGUGGAGAGGGCAUCAAACACAUUGCCAAGCAUUUGUAUGAACACCCAGAAGGUACGACGCCUUGGAUGAGAUCCUUGCAUGAUCCAACACAUGCAAGGUAUGAGGGCCGAGAAUUUUGGCAGGAAAUUGCUUGGAACGCUUCAAAGACCAGGGACGAAAGUUUUCAUGAAGCAACAGGAGAAGUCGGAGAUGUCUUCCUCUUGCAUCCACUAAUGCUUCAUUCUGCCUCGAGGAAUUUGUUGCGGAAGGUACGCAUCAUUACCAAUCCUCCAGUGUCUCUCAAAGAACCGUUUUGCUUUGAUAGGGCAGACCCGAAGGACUAUUCCUUGGUAGAGCAAAAGACUUUGAAUGAUUUAGGGAUGCCGAAUGGGAUUCCUGGCUGGAACAUUACAAACCCAAGAGGUCCGUGGCGGUCAAAUAGAACCAAGAAGCUGGAGGAAUUGAGGAAGAAAGAACUUGAGAGACUGAAUGGUCAGCCUUCGGUCGUGGAGUCAUAUUAG